Messenger RNA from Leguminivora glycinivorella, 1531 nucleotides. It is a transcript of the gene Inx7, whose product is annotated as innexin inx7-like. NCBI's taxonomy places the organism in Eukaryota, Metazoa, Arthropoda, Insecta, Lepidoptera, Tortricidae. Gene Ontology annotation, cellular component: gap junction; plasma membrane. The coding region runs from base 93 to 1355 and encodes 420 amino acids. Gene Ontology annotation, molecular function: gap junction channel activity. The transcript is spliced from 8 exons. The record is from RefSeq and is a predicted model, not a curated record. Gene Ontology annotation, biological process: phototransduction.
GGCAAGACAAAGAAUAGCCGUCAGUAUCCACCUUACGUGUUCCGAAGCAUGUCUCUCGCUCUUAGAUAAGGAUAACAGCAAAAUCAUAAAAAAUGGAGGGCAGACUCUUCGCGGCCACCAUCGCAACCGUAGCCCCACAAUUCAAGUUCAAGGCCAAGCCGAUUAUAGAAAACUUAGUGUUCAAGCUCCACUACAAGGCCACGGUGACCCUUCUGGUGGUAUUCGUGAUCCUGGUAUGCGCUAGAGAGUUCUUCGGAGACCACAUCAAGUGCAUAUCGGACCAGGGCGUGCCGGACCAUGUUAUACAGACGUACUGCUUCUUCAUGGCCACUUUUACCAUCGUUCGCCACUACAACGAGAGCCUGCUUCAAUCAGGGUUCCUUCCGCAUCCUGGAGUGGGUCCUUUAAGUGAUGACGAUGAGACCCUCCACCACACCUAUUACCAGUGGGUUCCGUUCGUGCUCUUCCUGCAGUCCAUAUCCUUCUACAUGCCGCAUUACAUUUGGAAGAAGAAGGAAGGUGGUAGAAUAAAAGCCUUGGUGGACGGUCUCCAGUACGCCAGCAUAGCAAUUCAAGAUGGCAACGACAUGACUGUCGCUGGCAAGACGGUGCCGUCGCAGAAGAGCUUGGACAAGAAACUGGAUAUCAUCAGAAAGGAUAUCAUUAUGAGACUAAGAAUAACCAGAACCUGGUCAGUCUGGCUCGUUGCCAUGGAGAUAGUGAACAUGCUGCACGUGAUCCUGCAGGUCUACGUCGUUAACUGCUUCCUAAACGGCCAGUUCAUGGAUCUCGGGCCCAAGGUCAUAGGCUUUGGGAACUGGGACUUUAUCGCUGAUCCGUUGGAGACUGUGUUUCCUAAGGUAACAAAGUGUAUCUUCCACAAAUACGGUCCAAGCGGUUCCAUACAGCAACACGACGCCCUCUGUGUGAUGGCGCUCAAUAUUAUACACGAGAAGAUCUACGUCAUACUGUGGUUCUGGUUCCUGUUCUUAUUCAUCGUGUCUGUGCUUGCUGUGAUCUGGAGAAUCGGUUCCUUCUUCCUCUACCGCCGUUCCCUGCGGUUCAACGAGCUGAUGUUCCGCCAAGUAACCGGCGGCAAAUUCAACCCAUACAACGUCAUCAGCGUUGUCAACGGAUGCCAGUAUGGGGACUGGCUGUUCCUCUAUUAUCUGGCAAAGAAUAUGCAGGGCUUUAUAUUCAGGGAACUCUUCGCUCGUCUAGCCGAAGAGUUAGAAAAGAGAGACAUGCCGUACCCUCAGAGCGGGCACGAGAAAAAGGGGGCAGAGCCAAUUCUAGUCGGCAGAGUUGACUACGAUGACGAGACACUGCCUUUGAAAGAGAAGACCGCUUUAUGAGCAUUAAGGAACAUUAAGCACAUCAUUAUCUAAUACUGUGUAAUCCAAAUUUGAUAAAAAAACAUGCAUGUAUGGUGAAAACAAUAGGCUAGUUUCCUAUACUUAAAAUAAAAUAUUUUAUGCAGUGCAGGAAAUAAAACACCACAUAAAUAGAAGAAAAAUAUGGACAGUAGUUA